Molecule: messenger RNA, 2055 nt
Organism: Macadamia integrifolia
Lineage: Eukaryota; Viridiplantae; Streptophyta; Magnoliopsida; Proteales; Proteaceae
Product: receptor-like protein 44
Exons: 1
Coding region: 808-1620 (270 amino acids)
Molecular function (GO): protein binding
Source: RefSeq, a predicted model, not a curated record
AAUUACCCCCCACCGACCUGCCCACCCCUUCACGAAAGGGUAAAAGAAAGGGAAAGAAGCCCCCAAUUGAGUAGAGAGAGUCACCAUCUUGCUCUCCAGAUGCGCGCAACUAUACAGUGCAGAGCCAAAACGCAGGAGAAGGCAAUUGGCAAAUGGCAAUCGAUUGGUUAACUCCUCCCCCAGUAAGCCAAUACCCAGUAGGGUUAGGCCCGCCUACUACUACUCCCACUCUCUAACUAGAUUUCAGUCCCUCGUUCUCCGGACCCCUUCCCCAAAAGGCCGAGGUCUGAGACGGCAAGCUCUCACUCGCUCACUCAACGACUGCUCUCUUUACCUUUGUAUACUUCUCACAACCAAACACAGCUUAGAACACAGUAGUUGCCCUACAUCUACAUGAUUCCAUCUCCCAAAUCCCUGCUUUCUUUCUUUCUGAUUUCUUCUUCUCUACCUUCCUAAUUCUCUAAAACCCAACUCCAAACCCCAGUACUACUCAGGAGUCUCACUCACACCUGACCACCUCCAGGGCUUCUGCUCCUCUAUUUCUGACUUACGCUCAUCUCAGAGAAGCAGAGGAGAUAUCAAGAUAAGCAGAACUGCGGCAGAGAGAGAGAGAGAGAGAGGAUAGGGGGUGGGAAAACGAAAAGGAAUCGAAACAUUCAGCAGUCAUGGAGGUUGAGGACCGGAGGAGCAAAGGACACCAAACCAUCGACAAAAACAAUACUAGAUAAAAUCAUCCAUAAAACACAUACACCUCCCUAGUCUCUUCUUUGUGAGAAAGAGAGAGAGAUACAACAGUUUAGUAGUCAAAUGGGAACUUGGAUUCUGAUAGUGAUGUUGUUGCUAAUGUGCAGCAGUCUGCAACCAUCGUCAUCCGAUCCGAACGACGAAGCCUGUUUGACCAACCUGAAAGCAUCCUUGCAAGACCCCGGCAAUUACCUGAGAAACUGGACCAGGACCACCUUCGCCAACCCAUGUAGCGGCUUCACAUCUUACCUGGAGGGGGCAACCUGCAACAACGGACGCAUCUACAAGCUCUCCCUCACCAGUCUCUCACUUGGGGGAUCCAUCUCCCCUUACCUCUCCAACUGCACAAACCUGCAGGCGCUCGACCUCUCCUCCAACUCCAUCUCGGGCCCAAUCCCUCCUGAUCUCGAAUUGCUCCUCAACCUCGCCGUCCUCAAUCUCUCCUCCAACCGCCUCACCGGCUCCAUACCCCCUCAGCUCGCCUACUGCGCCUACCUCAACGUUAUCGAUCUUCACAACAACCUGUUAACGGGCCCCAUCCCUCAGCAGCUGGGCCUCCUUGUCAGACUCUCCGCCUUUGAUGUCUCCAACAAUCGCCUUUCCGGUCCGAUCCCGGCGUCUCUCGGCAACCGUACGGGUAACUUACCCAGGUUCAAUGCCAGCUCAUUCGGGGGGAACAAGGACCUCUACGGCUACCCUUUGCCCCCUUUGAAGACUAAAGAGUUGUCGGUGAUGGCCAUCGUUGCGAUCGGUUUGGGGAGUGGGCUUCUGAGCUUAGUACUCAGCUUCACCGCCGUCUGUAUUUGGUUGCGGGUUACGGAGCAGGGAAUGGCUGCCGAAGAGGGCAAGAUCAGUCAACUCAUGCCCGACUAUUGAAUCGAUAUACAUUACACUGCUCACGGCCAGAUUUCUCGACAUUUCAUCUCAUUUCAGGUAUGAUUCGGAUUCGAUUCCAUCUGUAUCUUCCGUAUGAUUUCACCCCUCAGUACGGUAGUAUCCACACAACAGAAAGAACAAAAAAAAAGUAUUGGAUUCUUGGUUAGAGAACUUUGAAAGGGGGGAACUCUUAAGUUCCAAAGUUGUGAGUUUGAUUGAGUUUAUAAAGUGGGGCAAAUACAGGAUGUGGGUUAUCUGGGUUAGUCCUCUUCUUCCUUUUGUAUUUUGGAUUGGUUUCACUGUUCUUUCUCAGGCUAUUUCUUCUUUCUGGGGAAGGUUUAACCAUUGAAAUAUAGUACCUAUAUUGCCAAAAUUAGCUUGUCAACGUUGUAUACUAAUUUCGGAAAUGGAUUCCCAAUGUGAACAGUUUCACUA